This is a messenger RNA of Ambispora leptoticha, 468 nucleotides long. Lineage: Eukaryota; Fungi; Glomeromycota; Glomeromycetes; Archaeosporales; Ambisporaceae. The record is from the annotation of a GenBank genome assembly.
AUUUAUCCACCUUCUGACUUAGAAUUAUAUUAUGCUCAAUUCUUGGAGGAUGAUAAAAAUAACAGUGUAGAAAAUAACUUUGGAUUACAUGCAAUGCUAUUGUCUAAUUACAACUUUCUUAAAGAAUUCGAACAAUUUUGCAUUUGCGAAAAUCUAAAAAUAUAUGAGUUUCCUAAACUUUAUGACUUUGUUAAAAAUCAUAUUUAUUUUAUAAUUAUACAUCAGCAGCAAGUUGAAGGUCUCUUCAACAAAUUGGACUUAAAAACGCAUGCAAACAUGUCAGAAUUAAUGAAAGAAUCAAAGCUUCGCUUGUCAUCUAACAAGAUUUCAAAAGAAAAUUUAACCGAUGAAUUGAAUGAAAUACGAAAACUAAGAAAUCAAGCAAAACAGUAUCCAUUACAAGAUGCUCAACCACAACUAUUUGGGCCUGACAUUGCGUCAAAUCUUUUUAAGCAAAUACUUUAUUAA